Messenger RNA from Culicoides brevitarsis, 1093 nucleotides. RefSeq names its product EGFR adapter protein-like. The coding region runs from base 20 to 1093 and encodes 357 amino acids. Lineage: Eukaryota; Metazoa; Arthropoda; Insecta; Diptera; Ceratopogonidae. The transcript has 3 exons. The record is from RefSeq and is a predicted model, not a curated record.
UAGACUACCAAGUACGAGAAUGGAGGAAGAAAAAGCACAAAAUAUCGCAAACAUGAAUGUCAUUGAGACACCAAAGAAAACUAAAAGACCGGAUACGUUGUAUACUGGUCGAAAAUAUGUCUGUGAUGAAAAUGUGAAUCUUACACUAAAGUCAACAAGUUCUGAGGAAGGUCCUUCGCCAACUAACGCAAAUAUCCAUCAUCCAACAAAAUUAUUAACAAGUACGACAACAUCCAUUUCUGCUAAUGGAACUGUUACGACAACGGCAACAAAAAAGUUCCUUGAUAAACCGACUCUUGUAAAACGCCUUGCCCUUGGAUUACUUCGAUCGACGGAUGAAUAUCGACCUCUCAUGCAAAACAAAUCUUCGCCUCCGUCGCCCACAAAAAAUUUCUUUGACGACGAAGUCGACAACAAGAAUCACAAUAAAACCUUAUAUGAUCUCAACAAGAUAAUUGCACACAAAUUUGGAGAUUCUUGUCGUCAAAGUCUCAACUCUGUUCAUGCCGAUGAUACAAAACAUUAUGAAGUCCCUCAACAAAAAAAUUUCUUGGAUUUUGAUAAUCGGCGACGCAGUAAAUUAAUACAAAGAGAAACAAAUAGCGCGUCGUCAUCUCCCACAAAAUUGCCAAGAUUAUUUGGGACAAUCAAACGCACUGAUAGUUUAAAUGCUGUAGAAGAAAAUGAUUUAAGAUCUGCUGCAUGGUAUCAAGAAGGCCUUCCUCGUGAAAUAUCGCUUGAAGUUUUGGCUCAACAGUCACCUGGCGCGUUUCUCGUUCGUCGAAGCACAUCAAAAGUCGGUUGUUUUGCAUUAUCCGUGCGAACUCCAAGUCCUCCUGGACCAAAAGUUGCACAUUAUUUAAUUCUCAGGACUUCAAGAGGGUAUAAAAUAAAGGGCUUCACGAAAGAAUUUUCAACUUUGCGUGCAUUGAUUACGCAUCAUUCUGUUAUGCCAGAAAUGCUGCCAGUUCCAUUAUCACUUCCUCGUCCCAAAAAUAUCCUUAUGAAAAGUCGGAAGGAAGACGAUUACAACAGUUACAACGACCUAAAAAAAAUCAUUUCAGAAUUGAACAUAGCUAAUAACUUAUCUUAA